AUGGACUCCACAGCGACCACCACCAAGCCGCUCGGCCCGACGGCGCUCGCCCUACGCCUCCUGGGCGAGCUCGCAGAAACGGGCGCCGGCGGCAGCAACCUCAUCUUCUCGCCGCUGUCCAUCUACGCCGCGCUCGCCCUUACGGCCACCGGCGCCCGAGGCGCCACUCUGCAGGAGUUCCUCGCCGUCCUCGGCGCGAGUUCCCGCGACGAGCUCGCCGACACCGUGCGGGGCCUGGCGGAGCAGGCCCUCGCCGACCGCUCGCUCAAGGGCGGGCCGCGCGUGUCCUUCGAGUGCGGCGUCUGGCACGACCAGACCCGGACGCUGAAGCCCGACUUCCGCCGCGCCGCCGCCCAGUCCUUCAAGGCAGAUACCCGCGCCGUCGACUUCCGCCAACAGCCAGCAAAAGCCGUGAAACAAAUCAACGCGUGGGCGGCCGCCGCGACCAACAACCUCAUCGAUUCGCUCCUCACCGACGGGCAAGUCUCCAGGCAGACCGACGUCAUCGUCGCCAACGCCGUCUACUUCAAGGGCACGUGGCAGGAUCCUUUCCUCAAGGAGUACACCGUGGACGGCAAGUUCCACCGCCUCGACGGAAGCACCUUCGACGUGCCCUUCAUGCGCAGCUGGGGGCGCGAGUACAUCGCCUGCCACGAUGGAUUCAAGGUGCUCCAGCUCCCGUACAAACAAGGCAUGCACGACCGCUUCUCGCCCCCGCCUAGAUUCUCCAUGUGUAUCUUCCUCCCGGACGCCCGCGACGGUCUCGCGGGCCUCAUACGCACGAUCGCGUCGUCAUCCAGCUCGGACUUCAUGCGGGAGCACCUGCCGACGAGUCUCGUCAAGGUCGGGAAAUUCCGGCUGCCCAGGUUCAAGCUAACCUUCUCGGGGGACAUGUCCGCCGUUCUCCAGAGCCUGGGACUCCAGGCGGCGUUCGACGAGGAAGAAGCCGACCUGCACGACAUGGUGGAGGGCGAAAGGCCGCUCGCUCUGCAGAGUAUCGUCCACAAGGCUGUCAUCGAGGUGAAUGAGGAUGGUACCGAGGCAGCGGCGGUCACCGGCUCCAUGAUGUGCGGCGCGAGCUUCGUGACGCAUGCACCCGUGGAUUUCGUCGCUGACCAUCCGUUUGCCUUCUUUGUAAUCGAGGAGAGGUCUGGCGCCAUCGUCUUCGCUGGGACCGUCCUUGAACCAUCUCCAACCGUGCCUGGCGAGAAGCGUCUUCGCCGCACCCGAGUGCACGCCAACAAUGUUGAUGUCGGGCCAGUUCAGUGGCCAACCACAAACGAGAACGCCAACCAGGGCCAACCAGAGUGUGGUACUUAUAUGUAUGCAAUGGUAACUAUUGUCAAGUGA
Lolium rigidum is the source of this 1350-nucleotide messenger RNA. RefSeq names its product putative serpin-Z5. The transcript is spliced from 3 exons. Lineage: Eukaryota; Viridiplantae; Streptophyta; Magnoliopsida; Poales; Poaceae. The coding region runs from base 1 to 1350 and encodes 449 amino acids. The record is from RefSeq and is a predicted model, not a curated record. Gene Ontology annotation, molecular function: serine-type endopeptidase inhibitor activity.